UGACACUGACCCCUCUGCUGGCAAGUUUGGGCAUCUGAUUUGCCAUUACGAUCCCUGACCUCUCUGGCUUCUCUUCCUUGCCUUCUUUGCCUGUCUUUCCCUUCCUUUCAGUCAUACUUCCUCCUCCUUGCCUCCUGCCCUCCACCCUCCUGUUUCCAAGCUUCCAAACUGCUUCGACUGCUGGAUAAAAAUAGCGGUGGCAGCGGCCUGGUCAGGCCUGGAGCCAGGCCUUAGAAGGAGAGAGCUAUCAGCCAGAGAAAAGCAAGAACAGCAUCAAGACCGUCACCAUCGUCAUGACAACCAGUAACCGACCACAAGACAGGUGCAGAUGCGUCUGGCUUAUCUUCUUCAUGCUGGGUUUGGGGACCCUGCUUCCCUGGAAUUUUUUCAUGACAGCUACUAUGUAUUUCACAAACCGCCUGGCCAACCUGCAUAACACGUCCUUGGUCACUGCUGAGCCGGGUGAGGAGGUCUCGACCUCGGCCGCCCCCGCAGUAGCUUUUCCAGAGAAGAGUCGCCUCAGUGCCAUCUUCAACAACGUCAUGACCUUGUGUGCCAUGCUGCCCCUGUUGCUCUUCACCUGCCUGAACUCCUUCCUGCAUCAGAGGAUCCCCCAGAAUGUUCGGAUCCUGGGCAGCCUGGUGGCCAUCCUGUUGUUGUUCCUGAUCACUGCCAUUCUGGUGAAGGUGCAGCUGGCUGCUCUACCCUUCUUCAUCCUCACCAUGGCCAAGAUCAUGCUCAUUAAUUCAUUUGGUGCCAUCCUGCAGGGCAGCCUGUUUGGUCUGGCUGGCCUGCUGCCCGCCAACUACACAGCCCCCAUCAUGAGUGGGCAGGGCCUGGCUGGCUUGUUCGCCUCGGUGGCCAUGAUCUGCGCCAUCGCCAGUGGCUCGGAACUGUCAGAAAGUGCCUUCGGCUAUUUUAUCACAGCCUGUGUUGUCAUCAUUGUAACCAUCGCCUGCUACCUGGCCCUGCCCCAGCUGGAAUUCUACCGCUACUAUCAGCAGCUCAAGCUCGAAGCUGGGGAGCAGGAGACCAAGUUGGACCUCAUGGAUUCUUCUACAACCUGUCACCCCCCAGGAGAGGAGGUGAAGACAGUCAAAGAGGAGUCCGGAGUGUCAGCCAAUGCUCAGCCCACCACCAAAGGCCAAGCCAUCCUAGCCAUCCUCAAAAGUAUCUUAGUCCCAGCUCUGUCUGUCUGCUUCAUCUUCACCAUCACCAUUGGACUGUUUCCUGCGGUGACUGCCGAGGUCCAGUCCAGCAUUGAGGGCACCUGGGGAAACUACUUCAUUCCUGUGUCCUGUUUCUUGACUUUCAAUGUUUUUGACUGGCUAGGCCGAAGCCUCACAGCUGUAUUCAUGUGGCCUGGCAAGGACAGCCGCUGGCUGCCAGGCCUGGUGCUGGCCCGGCUGGUGUUCGUGCCCCUGCUGCUGCUGUGCAACGUCAAGCCUCGCCACUACCUGCCUGUGCUCUUCAAGCACGACGCCUGGUUCAUCUUCUUCAUGGCCGCCUUCGCCUUCUCCAACGGCUACCUCGCCAGUCUCUGCAUGUGCUUUGGGCCCAAGAAAGUAAAGCCGACUGAAGCAGAAACUGCUGGAACCAUCAUGGCCUUUUUUCUGUCUCUCGGCCUGGCGCUGGGGGCUGUAUUCUCCUUCCUGUUCCGGGCAAUUGUGUGAUCACAAAUGGACAGAAAAGACAGUCGGACUGCCUGUUCCUGCCCCUUCCUCCUUUGUUGAAUGGGUGGGUUUGGUCUGGAGGUUGUUUCUAGUUGACUUCUGCUUUCUCAAGUCCCGGUUCAGGCCCUGAGAAGGAAACCGCUGAAUGGACAAUGGAGAACAUUAGGCCUAUAGGUCAGAGUUGAGGGAGGGGAUACAGCCUGUAUCUGCUUGAGGCCCAAAUGUGGCUCUGACUGAUCCCUAUUUGAACAGAAUGGCAGAGGCUGAGAGUGAGUCAGUGUGUGUGUGUGUGUCAGUUAGUAUGUUUGUCUGUGCCAGGGGUGGCUAGGGGCCAGGACUGUGUUCUUAGGUCCCAUCAGAUAUUUCCACGCCCCCCCUCCCCCACCUCUCCAUGUUCCUCCCCUGCUCCCCCUGUCUUGUUCCUACCCAAAAUGCACUGUUAGAGAUGCCAUUUUACUGCCUUUUUUAUACUCCACAGAAACCAGUUGCCUUCAGAGGCUCUCUAAUUAAAUAAACCUUUUUUUUU
Molecule: messenger RNA, 2199 nt
Organism: Condylura cristata (star-nosed mole)
Lineage: Eukaryota; Metazoa; Chordata; Mammalia; Eulipotyphla; Talpidae
Gene: SLC29A1
Product: solute carrier family 29 (equilibrative nucleoside transporter), member 1
Exons: 14
Coding region: 294-1673 (459 amino acids)
Biological process (GO): uridine transmembrane transport; nucleoside transmembrane transport
Cellular component (GO): plasma membrane
Molecular function (GO): nucleoside transmembrane transporter activity
Source: RefSeq, a predicted model, not a curated record